AUGUUAAACGAGGCCAAAGAAGAAUAUAGAAAAUUAGAAGAAUCUUUUGUUGAAGACUUACAAACCUUAAGACAAUCUAGAAGAACAUUGGAUAAGGUUUUAAAGGGUGAAGAUCCAAUUUUAGAAGAGAUGGAGGAAAAUGAUUCCGCCGAAUAUGAAAAAGAAUUACAACUUAGAAAACUUGAAACUUUAUUAGAAUAUCAAGCUAUUGAAAAUCAAGUUCAUAGAUACAGAGAAAUUUUAUCAAAUGCCAACGGCAAAUCGUUUCUUUCAGGUAUGAAGUCCGUACGUGAGGUUAUGAUGCAGUGGAACACUGAGUUGGAGGAAAUUAUUUCAAAAAAAUUAGAAGAAAAGAAUCCAGAGGAACCAUGGGUAAUCAUUGUUAAAAAAGUUGGUGUUCAAAAAGCAAUCAUUAAAGGUUUAAACUAUAUAAUCAAUAAAUCAGUCGUUUCCUAUGGCGAUGGUACAGUAGAUGUUUUAAGAGAUUCAAUUGGUACCUCAGUAAUUUCAGAAUACAAAUCAUUACAUAUAAAGAAAAAAGACCCAGGAUAUUAUAAAAGAGCCAAUGCUUUAGUUCCAAACUCAGCAAUUCACAGAUUCUUUAAUCAAUUAUUUGACGAUGAAGAUCCAUUUUUAGUCACAAAAAUUAAUCCAUCAGUAAUGGAAAAGAUUGGUAAUUUCUUUAUAAAUGGUAUCUUGGAAAAUUGUAAAAUUAGAGAAUCAUUAGAUGAUGAAAACUCCCCAUUGGUACCAGCAUUUAUUUCAGAAGCAAGAUAUUCAAAAAGUGUUAGAACAUUCGUUAUCAAUGCCCACGAAAAUGUUUAUAAAUUAAUUAACGAUGGUCAUUCUGCUAGAGAAGCUGGUGGUGCUCGUUUAUACCCAAUGGUUAUUAAACCAUUACCAUGGAUUUCACCAUUUGAAGGUCCAUAUCUUCAUUAUAAAGUUCCAAUUUUAAGAGCAAAUGGAAAUAAAUCACAAAUUACCUCAUUAUUAAAAAGCGAUUUAUCACAAAUUUAUAGAGCAUUAAAUGUUUUAGGUAAUACACCAUGGGUUAUCAAUAAAAAAGCAUAUGAUAUUAUUAAUGAAGCAUGGGAAGCAGGUGGUGAUAUUGCAGAUAUGCCAAGAAAAAUAAAUUAUGAAUAUCCACCAUUACCAGAAGAUGUAUUAACUUCACUUUCAUCAAGAAAAAAACACUUUUUAUUAGAAAAGAAGAUUUCAAAACUUAACAAAGAUUUACAUUCAUUACGUAGUGAUUGCAAAUAUAAAUUAGAAGUAGCUGAGAAGUUUUUAGAUCAUACAAUAUAUUUCCCACAUAAUUUAGAUUUUAGAGGAAGAUCCUACCCAAUUCCACCACAUCUCAAUCAUUUAGGUUCAGAUCUUUGUCGUUCACUUUUAAAGUUUGAAAAAUCCAAACCAUUAGGAAAGAGAGGUCUCGAUUGGUUAAAGAUUCAAAUUUCUAAUCUUUAUGGUGUCGAUAAAGUUUCACAUGCCGAUAGAAUUAAAUUUACAACAGAAAAUAUUGAAAAUAUUAUGGACUCUGCUGAUAAUCCAUUAAAGGGUAAAAGAUGGUGGUUAAACGCUGAUUACCCAUGGCAAGCAUUGGCAGCAUGUAUAGAAUUAACCGAAGCUUUACGUAGCCCAAACCCAGAAGAGUUUUGUUCAAAUCUCCCAAUUCAUCAAGAUGGUACAUGCAAUGGUUUACAACAUUAUGCUGCUUUAGGUGGCGAUGAAUUAGGUGCAAUCAAAGUUAAUUUAAUUCCAUCCGACAAACCACAGGAUGUCUACACUGGUGUUGCUGGUUUAGUUGCUGAAAUUGUCGAAAAAGAAGCUGAAGAAGGUAAUAAAUUUGCAAUUUUCUUCCGUGGAAGAAUCGAUAGAAAGUUAGUUAAACAAACUGUUAUGACUUCAGUAUAUGGUGUAACCUAUAUUGGUGCACGUGAACAAAUUCACUCCUCAUUAAAAGAAAAAUUAGACGAAGAAACAAAUCCACUCGAAAUCGAUGAUGAGUUUAUGUUUAGCGCAUCCUCCUAUAUUACAAAACAUACAUUUAGAGCUUUAAAUAAUAUGUUCUUUGGUGCACGUUCUAUUAUGGCCUGGUUAUCAGAGUGUGCCGUUUUAAUUGCAAAAUCAGGUCAUCCAGUCAAUUGGAUCACACCAUUAGGUCUCCCAGUAGUCCAACCAUACAGAAAGACCAGUAAAAACUCUGUUAAAAUUUUAGAAGGUGAAUUUUUACUUAUUAACGAUACCGAUAAACUUCAAGUAAAUACAUUAAAACAAAAAUCUGCUUUUCCACCCAAUUUCAUUCAUUCACUCGAUUCAACUCAUAUGUUUUUAACCGCCUUAGCCUGUGAUGAUGCCGGUAUUACCUAUUCAUCUGUACAUGACAGUUUUUGGACCCAUGCUUGUGAUGUAGAUAAAAUGAACGUUUUAAUUAGAGAUCAAUUUAUAGAGCUCCAUCAACAACCACUUUUACAAAGACUUUUAGAAUGGUUCAAAACUAAACACCCAACUAUCGAUUUCCCAAAAAUCCCUGAAAAAGGUAAUUUGGAUUUAACACAAGUUAAAAAUAGUAAAUAUUUUUUCCAUUAA
Molecule: messenger RNA, 2589 nt
Organism: Dictyostelium purpureum
Lineage: Eukaryota; Evosea; Eumycetozoa; Dictyosteliales; Dictyosteliaceae
Exons: 2
Coding region: 1-2589 (862 amino acids)
Biological process (GO): mitochondrial transcription
Cellular component (GO): mitochondrial DNA-directed RNA polymerase complex
Molecular function (GO): mitochondrial promoter sequence-specific DNA binding; DNA-directed RNA polymerase activity
Source: RefSeq, a predicted model, not a curated record